AUGAAGUCACGACCACUCACGAUGUUGUUGCCCAGUCAUAUUCAAUGUUUUCGAGCCACACUUUCGGAACAAGAAGAAAUUAAACAAUUUCAUGUUCCUAUUCAUUUGGAAACUUCGACUCGGAAUGAAGAGGAAAGAAUUGUUCAAGAAAGUUGUUUACAUGAGGAUUUUCCUGCUCUGUAUUCGGAAAGUGAUUUUGAGGAGAGUAUGGUUUGGAUAUUGAGAGAUGAGGCUUCUAAUCGUAUUGUUGGAUGUGUGGAUUUAUAUGUGAGUCCCUCGAUACAGACCGAAUUUCAAGUUUUUGCAACUCUUGAAGUUGCAUUCCAGAAUCGAGAUGAAGAGAUUAAUUCAAAAUUGAGGAAUGGAAAACAAGCAUGGAUUCGAAUGUUAUCUGUUCAUCCAAUGUACAGAAAGCAAGGCCUAGGACGAUAUCUACUAACUGUUGCGUUGGAAGAAGCAAGAAAACAGCAAGUGGAAACCGUCUUGUUGGUCACGCUGCCGGAGGUCAUGCAGUCAGCUGUGAAAUUAUAUGAAAGUGAAGGUUUCAAAUUAUUGGAGCGAGACAGAACAACCCAUUUCCUUGUCGAUACAAUGGUGAGGAUGGUUUGA
Messenger RNA from Naegleria fowleri, 609 nucleotides. RefSeq lists its product as uncharacterized. The transcript has a single exon. The record is from RefSeq and is a predicted model, not a curated record. The coding region runs from base 1 to 609 and encodes 202 amino acids. Gene Ontology annotation, molecular function: N-acetyltransferase activity. Lineage: Eukaryota; Heterolobosea; Eutetramitea; Acrasida; Naegleriidae.